This is a messenger RNA of Paramuricea clavata, 3408 nucleotides long. The record is from the annotation of a GenBank genome assembly. NCBI's taxonomy places the organism in Eukaryota, Metazoa, Cnidaria, Anthozoa, Malacalcyonacea, Plexauridae.
UAUGGCGUCAUGAAUUUUGUUUCCAUCUGCCAAACUGACGUUACGUCAUUUGCUCAAUUUCUAAAGUUGUUUCUUUUUGGAUCUUUUUUUAUUAAUUGGUUAGGGUUGGAGUUUGGGUUGAGGUUAUUGAGUUUGGGAGGAGGAUUUGGGUUAGUUACAUAGCCAUUUAACACAUCUUCCGAAAAUGAUGUCCUGUCAGUUUGGUAGAUGGAGACAAGUGCUGUCAGCAAUGAUAAUUGUACUUAAAUUGACAAUAUUGAACUAUUUUGUGUUUCUCAACCGCCAGCUGCAUUUAAAAAGAUUGCUAACUGUGUAAACUACAAAAUAAAGCUAAAACAAAGCAAUUUUGAGACCGAGAGGAACGCCAAAACGAUUUUAGCUUUUGAACACUUUUCAACGUAAAUACGCGAUAUUGCCUCUCACUGAAACCCCUCUGAUGAAAGCACCAGUCUUGUGUAAUUGUUAAAGUCAACAAAGUUAUAAGGGCAUGCAUGUUGCUUCAUGGAGGGUUAAUCCGCUAAUAUGGAAUGAAUAUUCAUGCCACUUAGUAUAUUAAGCAUUAAAAACAAUAUCAUGUCAAAAGUAUUAUUCGUACAAAGAUUUUUAUCAUGCAAUCUUAAUUGCCAUGCCAACCAAGUAUCACUUGUAUAUCUGACAAAACAUAUGGCCAUAUUGAAUGGCCAUAAACCAUGACCUGCCACAUGACCAGUUGGUAAAAGCACAACAAUUGAUUUUGAGAAAAUGUCGUAUGUAUUCUCCGCUCGUCAUAUGCCUAGAGCUGGAAGCAGCCUACCCAAACCGGUUGUAUUUGUCAUUGGUAGCAGUGGAAAUGUUGGCCAAGCUACUAUUAAUGCACUCUCGAUUAAAUACGGUCGAAAGUUAGACAUUAGAGCUGGCGUUCGCAAACCUGAGUCACUCACAGCGUUCAAACAUCUUACGGGAGUCACGGUUGUAAAAGCUGAUAUGGGGCAGUAUGAGGAGUUAAAGGAACUUUUCAAAGGUGUUAAGUCGUUACUCAUUGUCACGCCUGGCACUGAGAAUCGUGUAGACCUUGCGCUGAAGACUGCCGAGGCAGCGAACGAUGCAGGCGUAGAGUAUAUUGUCGUUAUUAGUGGCACAGAUGCUGAAAAACAAGACACCGUAUUUGGCAAACAACUCUACGAGGUCGAACAAGCUGUACUGGGCCUUGAUGUGGCUUGUACAAUACUCCGCCUUCCAUGGUUUAUGGAAAACUAUUUCAAUUUUAAAGACUCCAUAAAGAAGGACUUAAUAUUUCACGCCCCUGCUGACGCGAGCAAAGAAUUCCAAGUCGUGUGCAUGGAUGACGCGGGCUCAGCGGCCGCCGCAAUUUUGGCUUCGCCCGAGAAACACGCGGGAAAGAUCUACUCGCUCGUGAGCGACCGGAACACCUUCGAGCAAGUUUCGGAAGCCUUCACGCGUGCUCUGAGCAGAGAAAUAACGUACAUGAGAGUGUCCUAUGACGAAACCAAACAGAGCUUACUAGAAGCAGGGCUUCCAGAGUGGAUGAUUGAAGGAUUCUUGCAGUUUUAUACGACCGUCGAUUCUGGGACAGCACAGGCAUUAGGAGGGGAUGAGCAUUUCAAACAAAUUACUGGGAAGAAUCCGACCAAAUUGUUGACAUGGAUGAAUCGUUUUGCAAACGCGUUUAAAUGACAAAUAUAGACAAACUAUACUACGAUUAUAGCAUAGCAUAUACGAUAGUUUGUAGGUGGAAAUUUUCGAGUUCAAAUUUUAUACAUUUAUUAGACCAGGAACAGCCCCCCUCUGUGUAGCGCUCUAAGGGGCCGAUUACAUGGACCAUUUUCAACCCCGGGGUUGAACUCAGCCCUGUUUACCGGGUUGAAAUUUCAGCCCUGUCUGUAAUACAAAACUCUAUCAAAAUCAAACGCGCGAUUACAUGACAAAAUUUUCAACCCAGGGCUGAGUUGAAAUUUCAACCCCGGGGUUGAACUCAGCCCUGGGUUGAAAAUUUUGUCAUGUAAUCGUUUCAACCCAGGGCUGAAAUUAAUAAGAGUUGUUCGAGCAUGCGUGGUAGUGACUAUUUAUUACAAGGAAACAAAAUGAAGGCUUUUUACUUCCGCGAAUCGAUGCCGAGAACGUAUAGUAUAACGUUUUAACCCCGGGGUUGAAAUCGUCCAUGUAAUCGCAAAAAAUUUCAAACCGGUUAACAGGGCUGAGUUCAACCCCGGGGUUGAAAAUGCUCCAUGUAAUCGGCCCCUAAGCGGUGCAGUGCUCUAACCAACUGAUUUCCAGGGGCCAGUUCUCUAAAGCCCUGGGCAAACUAGGAAACAUUGUUGCGGAAACAUUGUUUCCUACCAAUGUUUUGCCAUGUUUCCAAGAGUGGGCAAACACUAGGAAACAUUAGUGAGAAACAUUAGUGAGAAACAUAGGGAAACAUCAAAUGUUUCUGAAUUCGCCAGGAAACAUUUUUGCUUCCCGGGAAGCAAAUUUUGUUUCCGCAACAAUGUUUCCACGGGUGGGCAAACGGGGAAACAUUUGAGGAAAAAUCGAGAAUCACAAAUGUUUCCACAACAAUGUUUCCACAACAAUGUUUCCUAGUUUGCCCAGGGCUUUAGAUCUAUCGCGUGAGAUGGCCGAACUCCUGAUAUUUGCUAUGCUAGUCUAUUAUAUUCUUGUGAUUUCCUCUGCUGUCAUAGUGCCCACCAUCAUUUUUUUGCUACCAUUAAAAUACCUGAAUAGAUUGUUUUAUUUCUAGCUAUUUUUUAACUAGUUUCGUCAUAAGGAUCCAGAGUCUUCACGGUUGAUCCGUCUCUUGUAUAAAUGAGCGCAUUUAUGGACGAGGUUGCCUUAUGGUAUUAAGGCUUGGUUUUCACUAUCAAAGUUUCUGUGAUCGCAGGAAUUUUGGCUAUUUUGCAUGGGUAAAUUUGAAGGAUUGGUAAAGCUUCGGAUACACGAGCAAUAUUUCUGCUGCGAUGGUUACGCAAUGGGUGAUAACAGCAUUGCGUUGCCGUCACACAAGGUGGCUACACCUGCAAUAUUUCACCUGCAAUAUAUGUCUUCAUAACGCUUUUCAUUGGCUGGUCAAGAAACGUGUCAUUCAUCAACCUUGACCUUCCUUGACCACACCUCCCAAUUUUCGGCAAUCAUUGCCGAAAAUCAAAUGAUUUGAAAUUUCGGCAACGAUUGCGCGCAGCUUUGCGUUGCCGUCGCAGAGCAUGAUACACAAGCAAUUUCUUUCUCGCGACGGCAAUGCAACGAUUUUACCACCAUUGCAUUGCCAUCGCCAGAAAAGUAUUGCCCAUGUAUCCGUAGCUUAAAAGGAACUGACUCGACGUUUUUAGCUUUUUAGUUAUUUUAGGAAGCCAGUACCUCUACACUUUUAAAUAUCAAACUUGUUAAAAUUUUCGGUAACUGUUUAUAUGUAGG